GCAGAAAAAACCGUUACACCCGUCAUUCCCUUCACCUUCACUCAUCACCACCGCAUCCCCCUGCCACCACUACCACCACCACCACCACCAUUCCUACCUCCAAUGUAGAAUGCAGAAGACACAACCCCACCUCCCUAAGCCUCAGCCAGAUCCUCCUUGGCAUUAUUCCCCUUGAUUUCAAUUUCCAACAUCAAAUAGCACAUUAAAAGACACACAAAACAAACAGACAAACAACCUUUGAUUACAAACAAAACACUAUAACCUUCAAACCAUUUCUUUGUUUUGGAGGUUGAAAAACUAAGAUUCCAUCACCACCACCACCACCACCGAAAUCACCACAACCACCACCAUGACGACAAGCAUCGUGAAGGAGAUCCUGGCGAGGCCGAUACAGAUGGCCGACCAUGUCUCAAAGCUCGCGGACGAGGCCGAUCAGAAUUUCCGCCAGGAAUGUGCGGAGCUGAAAGGCAAAACAGAGAGGCUCGCCGGCCUCCUCCGCAGCGCGGCGAGGAACAGCAGCGACCUCUACGAACGCCCGACCCGGCGAAUCAUUGACGACACGGAGCAAGUCCUCGACAAAGCCCUCACGCUCGUCAUGAAAUGCCGCGCUAGCGGCCUCGUCAAACGUCUCUUCACCAUCAUCCCCACCACCGCGUUCCGCAAAACCUCCCAGCAGCUCGAGAAUUCCAUCGGCGAUGUCCAGUGGCUCCUCCGCGUCUCCGCCUCCGCGGACGAGCGUGACGAUGAGUACCUCGGCCUCCCCCCAAUCGCCUCUAACGAACCCAUCCUCUGCUUGAUUUGGGAGCAGGUCGCAAUCUUGCUCUCAGGGUGUUCGUUAGAUGACCGAGGGGAAGCCGCUGCCUCAUUAGUCUCUCUCGCCCGCGAUAACGACCGAUACGGCAAGCUUAUCCUCGAAGAAGGUGGUGUUCCGCCGCUUUUGAAGCUUCUCAAGGAAGGGAGAGGGGAAGGUCAAGAGAACGCUGCCCGGGCCAUCGGCCUUCUUGGCCGAGACCCGGAGAGCGUGGAGAUCAUUGUAAAUGCUGGAGUUUGCUCAGUUUUCGCGAAAAUCCUCAAAGAAGGUCACAUGGCUGUUCAGAUCAUGGUGGCGUGGGCGAUUUCGGAACUAGCCGAGAAUCACCCCAAAUGCCAGGACCAUUUCUCUCAGAACAAUGCAAUUCGCUUGCUUGUUAGCCAUCUCGCAUUUGAAACCAUUCAAGAACACAGCAAGUAUGCAAUUCCAACUAGACAGAACAUGGCUUCAAUUCAUUCUGUUCUAAUGGCAAGCAAUGCCACCGGCACUGACGCGAAAACAGUUCAAGAAGAUGAAAGGAACACGGUUUCUCACCCAAUGGGGAGCCAAUCCACCAGCCAAAUGCACAAUGUGGUUGCAAACACAUUGGCCUUGAAAGGCAAGAAUAAUAAUUCUGAUGGAUUAGGAAACAAUGAAAACAACAACUAUGGAAACAACAGUGCUAAUGCUAGCAAUGUUAGUGCAAAACACCACAACCAGUCACAUGUUUCUAUAUCAGGAACAAGUAUUAAAGGGAGGGAAAUGGAAGAUCCAUACACAAAGGCGCAGAUGAAGGCCAUGGCGGCGAGAGCACUGUGGAAGCUAUGCAGGGGAAAUGUCACAAUCUGCCGCAUCAUUACUGAAUCAAGAGCGCUUCUGUGCUUUGCUGUUCUCUUGGAGAAAGGUCCAGAUGAGGUCAAGCUUUACUCAGCGCAGGCUCUGAUGGAAAUCACUGCUGUGGCGGAGAAUCACUCAGAGCUGCGGCGCUCCGCCUUCAAACCAACCUCUCCUGCUGCCAGAGCGGUGGUGGAACAGUUCCUCAAGAUCAUUGAGAAGGCUGAUGAUGAUGAACUGCUCGUGCCUUGUAUUCAAUCCGUCGGUAACUUGGCGAGAACUUUCAGAGCAACUGAAACAAGGUUGGUUGCUCCUCUAGUGAAGCUUCUGGACGAAAGAGACGAUCCUGUUCCCAUGGAAGCAGCGACUGCCUUGAUCAAAUUCGCCUGCACUGAUAACUACCUCCAUGAAACUCACUGCACCGCGAUUAUAGAAGCUGGUGGUGCAAAGCAUUUGAUUCAGCUUGUUUACUUUGGGGAUCAAAAUGUGCAAAUCCCUUCUUUAAUUCUUCUUUGUUACAUAGCUCUGCAUGUUCCAAAGAGUGAGACUCUGGCUCAAGAAGAGGUGCUGAUAGUUCUUGAAUGGUCCACAAAGCAAGCGCAUCUAAUAGGAGUUCGUGCCAUUGAAGAACUGUUACCAGAAGCUAAGAGUAGAUUGGAACUCUAUCAGUCAAGAGGUACCAGGGGAUUUCACUGAUUUUUAACAUUGUCUGCAGAAACACUGAGAUGAUCCUUUAUGUUGUUUUCGACAGUCUUGCAUGAUGAGUGUGUAGUGUAUAAUGUGUAUAGAGAUAUAGAUUACUAAAUUAGCAAAUGAAAUGCUUUCUUGUUACAUUCCAACCUUUGGUAUUGGUAUGUCUGCAAUUUGAUGCUUAGAUGGAAGAUAAACAAGAAAAUUAGAGACAAAAUUAACCCUUUCAAAUGCUAAU
This is a messenger RNA of Lotus japonicus, 2552 nucleotides long. RefSeq lists its product as uncharacterized. The transcript has a single exon. Gene Ontology annotation, molecular function: protein binding. Gene Ontology annotation, biological process: cell surface receptor signaling pathway. NCBI's taxonomy places the organism in Eukaryota, Viridiplantae, Streptophyta, Magnoliopsida, Fabales, Fabaceae. The record is from RefSeq and is a predicted model, not a curated record. The coding region runs from base 350 to 2320 and encodes 656 amino acids.